AGUCUGGCGGUGGCAUCGGUGGCGUUCGGACGUGUCUGAAAAUUAUUUAACAUUAUUUUUUACGAUUUGUGAUACCGUUUUUAUAACCAUUUAAAAAAGACAUUAUAAAACGUGUUAUUAUAUUUUUUGGAAACAUACUGUGCUGUGUUUGUGAUUUUUUGAGGAAUAUCGAAUUGACUGUGUUUGGAAUUUUAUAAUCAGAUCUACAAUGGUGACUGAUUAGAAGAAGACGAAGUUGUUAACAUGGCUAAAGACAAUAAAGACCCAAAUAUGCUUCAGAGCAACAAAGAAGAAAGAUUACCGGUAGUCAAUGAUAUAAAAGACGAAACGAAAGAGAGAAUGAGAACAACAAUCAAUUUCACCAAUUAUUUGGUUGUAAACAAACCUAAACACAUCCUAUACGACAAUUUAAGAUAUAGAGAAGACGUAUCUAGAAGAAACUUAAUAAAAAAAGAAUAUAAUUUCUACAACUAUUGUAUUCUAAGUGUUAUAAUUAGUUUUAUUUUCGGGUUACUAAUAGGAGUUGUUUUAGUGAGCUCGUCACAGGCACAUUUAAAAAAUCUAAGCUCUAGAAAAUUAGUGAAAAUCAAUAACAGUAAUCUAGCUACAAGAACAUUAAAUAGUCUUAAGUAUGAUUUGAAUGAGAAGACUGAUUUCAAUAGUUUAGAUAAUGAUAAGAAAAUUGAUGGCAAAUUCGAAACAGUGUCGUUCACUGGUGAUGUUGAGAAACAUAAAUACAAAAAAGAUGUGUAUCCUAAAGGACUGACUGAAGACAUGAAAGAUAUUCUAAAAGAUAAUAAAAUGACUGUUCAUAAACAUACUAUUAAUGUUGUUAAUAAUAAAACGAAGUAUGUACCUGACGAGUUUACUGUGCUUUAUGACAACGUCUAUUGGGGCCCAGAAGUUGAAGAUAUGAUGCCUCAAGGUUACGGUGAGAACACAGCAGAGAUUUGGGAGAAAUACGUCAGUCAAAGUGAAGUUGUGAAGAUGGAAGCAGGUUGUGGUCGAAUGCAGAAUAGAUUAGUUACAUUCAAGGAUGGAAUUCAGGCUUGUGUCCGCUAUAGACAGAACACAGAUCAAAUACAAGGUGAAAUAUUCAGUUUUUACGUUGGAAGGCUAUUGAAUUUGACAAAUUUAGCACCAUCUGUCGUGAAAGUUGUUGAUCUGAAGGAUAAGUUAUGGCAAAACGUUGCGGCUGAUAUUGCUGCUGCUCAAUGGAACACGAACAGAGCUGUUGUGAUUACGCAAUAUAUUCCUAGUCUUGAGUCGUCCACGAUCCCGGAUAUUUUCAAACCAUCAAAUAGACAUCUGAAUAAAAAUGAUGUAUUACAAUUGUCGUUGAAAGAGAACAAUACAGUGGAAAAUUCAAAAGAAAUAUUGAUUGAAAAGUUGAAAUCGAAAAAUGUGACGCCAUCUCAAACUAAAGCUGAAGACUUCGAUCAUAUUUAUAUGGUUUUAAAUAAGAAAGUCAUAAAAUCAUUCGUAGAACUAGCACAGUGGUCAGAUUUAAUUAUUUUUGAUUAUUUAACGGCAAAUUUAGAUAGGAUUGUUAAUAAUUUAUUCAAUUAUCAAUGGAACGUAAAUAUAAUGGAUGGACCAGCUCACAAUUUGGCUCGCAAAAUGGACAGUGGUCUACUUGUGUUUUUAGACAAUGAAUCAGGGUUACUACAUGGAUAUAGACUGUUGAAGAAAUAUAAUGUGUACCAUAGUGUAAUGUUAGAUAAUUUAUGUGUAUUUAGGAAAAGAACAAUAGAUUCAUUAAAAAGUUUGUACGAAAGCAAGUCUGUGGGUAAUAAACUCAGUGAUAUGUUUCAUAGUAAAAAUAACGCUGUAAUUAGGGACAUCUUGCCAACUUUGCCUGAGAAAAAUGCUAAAAUAUUGCACGAGAGGAUAGGGAAAGUACUCGGCCAAGUUGAAAAGUGUGAACAGAAAUUUUCACAAAGAUAGCUAGCUGCUCUAGAUUUUAAUAAGUUCUGUUUCCAGUUACCGCCGACAUUUUGGAAAAUAUCAUUCUUAGUUUUUUAUGAAAUAAUUUUCGUUGAGGGUUUUCUACUAGUAUUAAAUACUGUAUCCAUGGUAGUAAAAGCAGAAUGACAUCACCAAGACGUAAAAUCUGAUCAAAAACGGUUUUAAAUUCAAAUUUACUUUUAAAUGGAUUUGUUAUAUAUGUCACACAUACUUUUUUAAUUUAUUUUUGGAAAAGUUCUGGAAUCGAAUUAAGAGUACGUACUACUCACUAAUGACAAUACUGUACGUCGGCGUGAGACGUGAAGAGAAAUUAAUUCAGCCGUACUGGCAUGGUCUUGAUAGCUCAGUGGUCUCGGAUAGAUAGGGGCGUGGGUUCAAUUGCCGCUCGAUUUUUUCAUUAUUAUUUUUAAAAUUUACUUACCCAGGUAUAGAAAAAUUGUACUGAGCAAAAUUGCAUCUAGACCAGAUGUCAGCAAAAAUAAAAUCGAACCUGGGAUCUUUAGGCGUUUGAAAAACUGGGCCAUCACCGCUUCAUAACUCUAUGAAUUAAUGAAAUUUUGGUUGUGCUGGCAGUUUUCUUGACCUCACGUUUCACUAACGCCAUCUAGUGGGGGAAAAUCCGCGAAUCCUCAUCAUUCAGCCGUUGUCAAUAUGAAAUUUUAUUAAUAAAUAGUUUUAUUUUAUUAAUGAGUGGGAACAGAACUUUUUAAUGCUGCUUAGAAGUGAUAUAAUAAGCAUUUUUCGAUACCAAAUAAAUAGUAACUUAUUGUAAAAUAUAUUAAUAAAUAUAAAAACGUGCCAGUUUAUUUACGGUGAUAUUUAAAAAGUAAAUUGUAAAUAUUUUUUUUAUGAUUUGUCACAGAUUGUAGGUAGAGUAGAUAUUUUUAUAUGUUUCAAGUUUUGUUUACAUUGUGUAAAUGGUGAUUAUAAUACAAUCACACAACUCAUGAAUAAUAUAAAAAAAAUAUUUUUCGACUAUAACAGUCUACGCUACAAUUGUAUGAGAAGUGAUAAUUAUGUAAAUAUUAUGUAUAAAAAAUUUAAUUGUAACAAAUAAAUGAAUUUCAAUGAA
Messenger RNA from Plodia interpunctella (Indianmeal moth), 3040 nucleotides. It is a transcript of the gene fj, whose product is annotated as four-jointed. The transcript is spliced from 2 exons. Bases 244 to 1947 code for a protein of 567 amino acids. Gene Ontology annotation, biological process: cell-cell signaling. The record is from RefSeq and is a predicted model, not a curated record. Lineage: Eukaryota; Metazoa; Arthropoda; Insecta; Lepidoptera; Pyralidae.